CUUCAGCCCAGCCCAAUUUGUAUAUUUUAAUUAGUGUAGGUAUAGAUUUUUUUAGGGUAAUUCUAAAUACAAACACCUAUUUACUAAGUGCAGCCCAUUAUUUUUCGUAAUACCUAUAGUACCCUUAAUAAAUACAAGUUUACAACACAACUGUUUUCCUUGACUCUCGUAUCACAAGGCCAUCUUCAGAAUGGAUAGACGAACUAAGUGGCAGCUCCACUUCCAGAAAGCUAGAUAUGAGAUUGGACUCAGGACCUAGCCAUACCCAAAGCCUCGUUAAUCGCUAUCGGUGUGUCCUCUGGCGCAAUUGUCAAGCUCUUCCCCUCUUUGCCGGAGUUGUUGUUGUGCGGUGGCCGGUGGGUGCAGUCGUGCAGAGACACAUGGUGCGGUGGUGCAGUCUGUGAUGAAGACUGGUCAGCUCUUGCUUUAUCGAUAGAAAAGAAUACGGAGUAUAUUAGUCGGUGGUGCAGUAUGUGAUGAAGGGUAAAUUUGUAAAACUAACUAAUUUGUUUUAAACGGAGGCUGCAGUUAGUAAAAAAUGGUGUGUAUUUAGCCCAUUUUUUUUAUCAGCCCAUCCCAAAAUUUAUUCCCUGCCCAAAAUUUAUUUCCAGUCCCAGCCCACAGCCCAAAGCCUCAAUAUUCAACUUCCUAGCGAACGCGAAAGAACAAAGACGGAGGCACAAGCGAGCUCUGCUACGAAGCGCGAACACCAUCAGCCGCGCCGCGUUCCGCCGUCCACGCCGCGCCGCGUUCCGCCGUCCACGCCGCGCUUCCAGCCAUCCAGGGGACUGCGUCGUCGCCCACUUGGCCGUCCUUCCUCUCUGGCCUCUGCCUCCAGCUCUGGCGCAGUUCGGUGAAGCCCUCAUAGAAUAGGCGGCAGAUAAUCUUCAUGGAAUCGGCGACAGCGGCGAAGCCUAAAGGUCGACAGUGCGUUAUCUGUAACGAAAGACGCGCCGCCCUGAAACGCCCUAAAAACCUUCAACCUAUAUGUAGGGAAUGCUUCUACGCAGCUUUUGAAGAGGAGAUCCACAUGGUUAUCGUGGACAACCACCUCUUCAAGCCCGGCGAACGCAUCGCAAUUGGUGCUUCCGGUGGAAAAGAUUCUACGGUGCUUGCAUAUGUCUUGUCAGAGCUGAAUCAAAGGCAUAACUAUGGACUUGAACUCUUCCUUUUAUCUGUGGAUGAAGGCAUCACUGGAUACCGGGAUGAUUCUAUUAAAACUGUUAAAAGAAAUGAAAUUCAGUAUGGACUUCCACUAAAAGUUGUUUCCUAUAACGAGUUGUAUGGGUGGACAAUGGAUGAAAUAGUAAAGUUGAUAGGUCUGAAGAACAACUGCACUUUUUGUGGCGUUUUUCGUCGCCAGGCCCUUGACCGAGGUGCUGUUUUACUGAAAGUGGACAAGUUAGUAACUGGGCAUAAUGCUGAUGAUAUAGCAGAAACAGUCCUUUUGAACAUUUUGCGUGGGGAUAUUGCCAGGCUGAGUAGAUGUACAUCUGUAAUUACUGGGGAAGAUGGACCGAUUCCAAGAUGCAAGCCUUUCAAGUACACCUACGAGAAGGAAAUUGUUAUGUAUGCGUACUUUAAAAAGUUGGAUUACUUCUCCACUGAGUGCAUUUACUCUCCAAAUGCAUACCGUGGCUUUGCUCGUGAGUUUAUUAAGGAUUUAGAGAGAAUCAGGCCACAGGGCAUACUGGAUAUAAUAAAAUCUGGUGAGGACUUCAGGAUCUCAACAUCCACAAAAAUGCCAGAACUAGGAAAUUGUGAACGGUGUGGUUAUAUUUCAAGCCAGAAAUGGUGCAAGGCGUGUGUUUUGCUGGACGGGCUAAAUCGGGGCUUACCCAAACUGGGCAUUGGCCGUAGUCGAUGACUAAGCAAUAAUCUGCAAUAUCGAGAAUGCAAAUGGAGAAAAUGGGACCACAAAUUUGCAUAGAAAACAAUGUGGUGGUAAAUUGGAAGUCUAAUACCAAAGUUUUUGCUCGGUAUUUGUUUAUUAUUUCUAUAAUUAACAAUAGAAAGAGAUCAAUAUGAAAAAACCACAAUAUUUGUGCGCCUCAGAUUUGUAACCCCAUCCCUACCUCCUCCAACUAUCUCUACUAUUCAAAUUUCGUCAUUUUGACAAUCUCUUCAUAGUCCAUAGAUACUCCCACAGUCCCACCAUGCAGAGUAACUAAUCCACAUAAAAUGUGCUAGUACUCGAGAAACUCUAAGCGGGGCGGGGGGAUAAGAGGACAAACUUCGACUGUAUACUUGUUUUAUUUCACUUAUUUGUAUCUACAUGUUGAAAUCUAUGUUCAAGUGUGGCUUCACCCCUCAUGCUGGAUCCUGUCAUAGCGACAUAGACUCAUAGCUUGUCAAAGCUCCUGUGUUAUGUUUAUCUGGUAUGUUAAAUGUCAUAAAGGCACCCAAAACUGUAAUAAUAAAUUCACACAUUCACUGUCAU
This is a messenger RNA of Cuscuta epithymum, 2440 nucleotides long. Lineage: Eukaryota; Viridiplantae; Streptophyta; Magnoliopsida; Solanales; Convolvulaceae. The record is from the annotation of a GenBank genome assembly.